GUUUCCUCUUGGAGUCUGGGAGGAGCAGAGCCGAGCCGUCAGGGAGCGAACCAGGACCGGGGACGCGGGGGCCCGGGACGCCUGGCUAGGCAGAAGCGCAGGGGCGGAGCCGGGGUCAACAGGAGGGUCCGGAGUAGUGAGCUCCCUAAAGGAGACCAGAGAGCUAGCGGAGCAGCCCGGGAGCCGGGAGCGGGGUGAGUUUGAAGGCGAGAGGACCCCGGAGUCCGGACAGCCCGUGCCAGCACCAUGAGGGCGCUCGUAGCCCUGCUGCUCCUGGGCCUGGCGGCCGGCUCGGCCCCGCUAGACGACAACAAGAUUCCCAGCCUGUGCCCGGGGCACCCCGGCCUUCCCGGAACGCCGGGCCACCAUGGCAGUCAGGGCCUGCCUGGCCGCGACGGCCGCGACGGCCGGGACGGCACGCCCGGGGCGCCCGGGGAGAAAGGCGAGGGCGGGAGGCCAGGACUGCCGGGGCCCCGUGGGGAGCCCGGGCCGCGAGGAGAGGCUGGACCCGUGGGGGCGACCGGGCCGGCGGGCGAGUGCUCGGUGCCUCCGCGCUCCGCCUUCAGCGCCAAGCGCUCCGAGAGCCGGGUGCCUCCGCCGUCAGACGCGCCCCUACCCUUCGACCGCGUGCUGGUGAACGAGCAGGGACACUACGACGCCACCACCGGCAAGUUCACCUGCCAGGUGCCCGGGGUCUACUACUUCGCGGUCCACGCCACCGUCUACCGGGCUAGCCUGCAGUUCGAUCUGGUCAAGAAUGGCGAGUCCAUCGCCUCUUUCUUCCAGUUUUUUGGGGGGUGGCCCAAGCCAGCCUCGCUCUCCGGGGGCGCCAUGGUGAGGCUGGAGCCCGAGGACCAGGUGUGGGUGCAGGUGGGCGUCGGUGAUUACAUCGGCAUCUACGCCAGCAUCAAGACGGACAGCACCUUCUCUGGAUUCCUGGUGUACUCUGACUGGCACAGCUCCCCUGUCUUCGCUUGAUGCCCACUGGAAAGUGAGCUCAAGCUCUCUCACUCCUAGGGGAGGAGGGUAUGACACUGACAGGCACAUGAUCCGGGAGGGCUGGCCCCCCUGGAGUGUUGUGAAUGACUACGGAGGUGGGGUGCGGGUUUCUCCGUCCUGCUGCUGGCAGGGAAUGGGGACAGGGGCUGUCUGAGAUCCGAGCUGGCAGCAUGGGGCAGUGGCUGGAAUCCUGCCCAAGACCAAAGGAGUGCUCUGUGCUGGCAGGUGUGGGUCCUCCAAUUGCCCAGGACCCCAAGGUGGGAUGCUCUCUUCCUGGUCCUCCGCUUCUCUGGGUCCUCCCUGAUCCGUCCUACUCCUGGGCCCUUCUCUCAGAGAUCAUUCAAUAAACCUAAAACCCCCUCCUA
Messenger RNA from Equus caballus (horse), 1364 nucleotides. It is a transcript of the gene C1QTNF5, whose product is annotated as C1q and TNF related 5. Gene Ontology annotation, molecular function: protein binding. The record is from RefSeq and is a predicted model, not a curated record. Lineage: Eukaryota; Metazoa; Chordata; Mammalia; Perissodactyla; Equidae. Gene Ontology annotation, cellular component: cell projection; plasma membrane.